Hyaloscypha bicolor E is the source of this 1056-nucleotide messenger RNA. RefSeq lists its product as uncharacterized. The transcript has a single exon. The record is from RefSeq and is a predicted model, not a curated record. The coding region runs from base 1 to 1056 and encodes 351 amino acids. NCBI's taxonomy places the organism in Eukaryota, Fungi, Ascomycota, Leotiomycetes, Helotiales, Hyaloscyphaceae.
AUGAAUUACGCCAAGAGGCUAUUCGUCCUCUUUCGACAAAGAAUAAAACGCUUUUCUCGAUAUUUCGCAGUCCAGAGGCCAAAUUCACUAGAAAACUCGCUAUUGGCCAAGCUCCCAACAGAGCUACUGCAACAAAUUGCCAACGAUCUUCCUGUCGCAUCAGCCGCAUCAUUUUCUCUCUCUUGUCGGCACAUUCUCCUCCUGAUCGGAACUCAAUACCUUGAGAACCUAGCAACCUCGUCACACGAAACACUGGUGUUCUUGAAACUUGUAGAACAUGACCUUCAGGAUCAGAUCGCUUGCAAUUCUUGCAGAAAGCUUCAUAGGAUAAAAAAUGCCAGGAAAUACAUCGGGUAUCAUCAUUUGGUAGAGCCGGAUUGUCUCGUCGAUGAUAGAAAGGCAAGGGUUUAUGGGUAUAUUCACCAGAAGUUCAGCUCCACUGUUUUCAAGAUGGCGAUGAAGCACCACCACCUCUUUGGUUAUGAUGCUCGAAGCCGCCAGCUCUUGAAUCUUCUGUCAGUUGAAUCCUACACACACGGCUGGCGUACCUUGGUCAAGAAACAAGACGCAGAAUGUCGAAUAAAAAACGGUUCUCUAUUCACCUGCAAACGCGUAGCUUUCCAUGGCACGUAUACAGCUUUCGAGCGAGGGUCAAUACGCUUCUUUGAGAUAUGCCCACAUCUUGAACUUGAAUCAAUAGGGCGGUCUGCCAGUCUCCGCAUCACAUCAUCGUAUCAUGUCUCACGUAAGAGGAGUUCAAGGCUACUACAUUGCGAGAAGAGUAGUAAUACAAAGGAGGGAGAUCUCUGCUCGGAGCUUCAGCAAUGUCGAUACUGUCGAACUGAAUAUACGGCUGGGUUUGAGUACGAUGAUGGUUGUACUAUAAAAUUAACAAUCACUAUCUGGAAAGAUCUUGGGCAAGGGCCAGAAGCGGAAGAAUGGAAAGCACAUUUCCCCCUUCCAGACCGGCGGUCAUUUCCACAACCAAUUCAGUUCCAUGGAGGAGAGAUAGCUUCUGUCUUUCAAGAAAAGGGGACCGAUCUGUGCCCAAGAUGA